UCAGCAAAGCCUGGACUUGGCACCUGUGGCGGGUGCGCCCUGGGACACGGACACACGGACAGACCCACAGGCCACUUGGACGAGGGAGCCGCACGUGUGGCCGCCGUCCAGGCCGCUUGUCCAUGGAAAAGAGCUCCAGGUCCAGCUUUAGGCUUCUUCUUACUUUACCAGUAUUUGGGGAAUUUGCCUUAAGAUACUGGAAGCUGGGCAGCCCCGGUGGCUCAGUGGUUUGGCACUGCCUUUGGUUCAGGGCGUGACCCCGGGGUCCUGGGAUCCAGUCCCACCAGCAUCCGGCUCCCUGCGUGGAGCCUGCUGCUCCCUCUGCCUGGGUCUCUGCCUCUCUCUGUCUCCUCUCUGUGUGUUCUCAUGAAUUCUCCUCUCAUAAAUAACCUCUCAUAAAUAAAAUCUUAAAAAAAAUAAAGACAUUAGAAGCCUUUGUGACUCGCUUCAGAGUUGAAGGUACCAGGAAUUCAAUGAAUUCCUGAUAGGACUUUGUAGUGGAGAAUCACCCUUAUCUGUGGAACCAGUAACAGAGAUUACAGGACUCAGAUUUCUGGUUUUUAAAUUAGUACAGUAUUUUAAGUGUCUGUCCCAGCUUUAUCCCAUCUUUUUUUUUAAAGAUUUUUAUUUAUUCAUAAGAGGCAGAGACACAGGCAGAGGGAGAAGCAGGUUUCCUGAAGAGAGCCUGAUGCAGGACUCCAUCCCUGGAUCCCGGGAUCACACCCUGAACCAAAGGCAGAGGCUCCACCACCUACCCCCAGGCGCCCUUAUCCCAUCUUACACACAGUCUGUCCAGGUUUAACCUGGAAGCUCAUUUCCCUCCUAUAUUUCCUUCUUCUCCAACUUCCUUCUGAUACCAAUACACUUUUUCCUGGAAAAGUACUUCCUCGUCUACAACAGCCAUUUGUUCUCUUUACUUAAACCGACCCUCCUCGGACAUGGUCGGGGUUUGCCGGGGAGGCCUUGGCUUUACAGCCUUAACCUUGAGCUCCUGCAUGUGAUGACAGAUACAAAAGACGGAAUAUUAGAAGUCUUCUUCCCUUGAGCAAGUCAAAUGGUCUUCACACGAGUCGUCUUUUCCAGUGCCCCAACUUGAAGGGUCCUGGUGAAAUAUCCCACCAUCAGGGUAAGACAGGUUACCUAAGAGCUAGUGAGACCCCCGGAGGGAAGGCAGUCCGUCCCGCCUGUUCUGGGCAAGGGGCCGCUCCUGGCCAUGUCACCCGUGGCUGCUGCCGAGCCAGACGGGGCCCAGCGCGACAGGUGCGUCAGCAAGCUCAUCUUCUUCCUUUUUGUCUUUGGUGCCAUGCUGCUGUGUGUGGGGGUGCUGCUGUCCAUCUUUGGGUUCCAGGCAUGCCAGUACAGAGUCUUCCAGGACUGCAGUGUGGUGCUGAAGGUCGCCGGGCCGGCCUGUGCCGCGGUAGGGCUGGGGGCCGUGAUCCUGGCCCGCUCCCGGGCCCGGCUUCAGCUCCGGGAGAGCCGCCUGCGGGGCAGUCCGGCGGACCCCGACCGAGCCUUCCUCUGUGGGGAGAGUCGCCAGUUUGUCCAGUGCCUCAUCUUCGGGUUUCUGUUCCUGACAAGUGGCAUGCUCAUCAGCAUCCUGGGCAUUUGGGUCCCCGGCUGUGGCUCAGACUGGGCGCAGGAAGCACUGAACGAGACGGACUCUGCCGACACGGAGCCGCAGAUGUGUGGAUUCCUGUCCCUGCAGAUCAUGGGGCCCCUGAUUGUACUCAUGGGGUUGUGUUUCUUUGUGGUGGCCCACGUGAAGAGAAACAACCUGCAUGAGGGCCAGGAUGCCUCCGAAAGUGAGGACCCGCAGAUCCAGAGCUUGGAGCCCGUCCAGGUCACCGUAGGUGACGCCGUGAUCCUAUUCCCGCCGCCGCCGCCGCCCUACUUUCCCGAGUCCUCGGCUCCUGCAGCGACUCGAAGUCCUGGGGCUGAUGGUUUGCGUCCAGAUGAAAAUCCACCUUCGUAUUACAGUAUUUUUAACUAUGGUCGGACCCCAGCUCCUGGGCGCCAGGGCGCCGCCCCCGAGGUGCAUGGAGAAUCCAUAUACACCAUUUCUGGGGCUGCUGUGGCCCCCGACCCCCUCCCACCCCCCGAGCUGCCUCCCAGGUACGAGGAGAAGGAAACGGCCGCCGCCUCGACGCCGACCCUGGGCUCCGGGCCUGCCGCGCCGUGAGCCGUGCACUCCGCUUCCGUUUUCUGGAAAACUGAUGGCUAUUUUAUUUAAUUUGUUUUUUAAUAAAAAGAAAAAAAUACCAC
This is a messenger RNA of Nyctereutes procyonoides (raccoon dog), 2262 nucleotides long. RefSeq names its product transmembrane protein 171 (gene TMEM171). Bases 1214 to 2179 code for a protein of 321 amino acids. The record is from RefSeq and is a predicted model, not a curated record. The transcript has 4 exons. NCBI's taxonomy places the organism in Eukaryota, Metazoa, Chordata, Mammalia, Carnivora, Canidae.